Myotis daubentonii (Daubenton's bat) is the source of this 1277-nucleotide messenger RNA. It is a transcript of the gene RPS24, whose product is annotated as ribosomal protein S24. Gene Ontology annotation, molecular function: structural constituent of ribosome. The record is from RefSeq and is a predicted model, not a curated record. Gene Ontology annotation, cellular component: ribosome. Bases 16 to 525 code for a protein of 169 amino acids. The transcript is spliced from 5 exons. NCBI's taxonomy places the organism in Eukaryota, Metazoa, Chordata, Mammalia, Chiroptera, Vespertilionidae. Gene Ontology annotation, biological process: translation.
GGCGCGUUGGGGCGAAUGAAACCGCUGUCCCGUGCGAGCCAGAGUGAUGCCAGCUGCUGGGGCCCUGUUGUUACGCCUCGGGGAUGCCGCUUCCCGGGACGAGAAGCAGCGCCCCAGGUUGUGACUAGUGAGAAUGACACAGUAACCAUCCGGACCAGGAAGUUCAUGACCAACAGACUACUUCAGCGGAAGCAAAUGGUCAUUGAUGUCCUUCACCCUGGGAAGGCAACAGUACCCAAGACAGAAAUCCGGGAAAAACUAGCCAAAAUGUAUAAGACCACACCGGAUGUCAUCUUUGUGUUUGGAUUCAGAACCCACUUUGGUGGUGGCAAGACCACUGGCUUUGGCAUGAUUUAUGAUUCCUUGGAUUACGCAAAGAAAAAUGAACCCAAACACAGACUUGCAAGACAUGGCCUAUAUGAGAAGAAGAAGACCUCAAGAAAACAGAGAAAGGAACGCAAGAACAGAAUGAAGAAAGUCAGGGGGACUGCAAAGGCCAACGUUGGUGCUGGCAAAAAGAAAUGAAGUGUCUGGCAGGUACAGAGAUUCUGAGCACGGUGUGGGAUGCAUCACCUUCACUGAGUUUGCUUUGAUGCUUUGCAUGUUGGCUUUUGAACAAUAGAGUUUCACAGUGUGGUUUAUUGUAACACCAUUAGAGGCCCGAUGCACACAGUUCGUGCAAGAGUAGGCCUUCAGUCCCCCAGCUGCCGGCACUGGCUUCCCUCUGGCACCUGGGACCCGGGCUUCCCUCACAGCCCCGGCUUUGUCCGGAAGGUCGUCUGGAAGGUCCUCUGGAAGGUCCUCUGGUCUAAUUAGCAUAUUAUGCUUUUAUUGUUAUAGAUUGCUAUGCUUUAAGAUAGUGUACUGUGAACAAAGGAGGAAAGGUUUUAAUCACGCUUAUUUGGGAAACUCAAAAAUGCAUGUUCCGGUGUGAAGUGGAGGAAGGUGGAUAUCCUACUUCGUAGGCACCCGUUAACUUCACUUGGAAAGUGUGUCUCAGAAAGUUACAUACUCAGGCAAUGGCUUUACUUGACACAAGGCUUGGGACGGGUCCUCUCCACUUAUGAGCAGUCUUUUCCUUGGGGACUUGAGAGACAUCCAUUCUCUGCAGCUCUGAUAAUAAACUGGCCCAGGGAACUUGGCAAAGCUUCUGUCCUGGGAUCAUCCACUCAAAGCUGCCUUUUAUCAUGCCAUUGUUUUUUACUCAACUUUUCAUCUGAUAUAAAUUCUAAAUUUAUUUAUUGAAUUUUAGAAAGAGGAAUGGGAAGAGAGAGAGA